CCUUCUCCCCUGUGGGGUAAGGCUCCUGAGUGGGUGUGGGGUGACUCACACAGGGCACGUGGGUGGUAGGCGAGGCUUGCCUGGCGCCAAGGGCAGGUAGCCCAGCCAGUUCUGCCUCUGCUGCCUCAUUCCAGUCUUCAGACAUCCCCAAGCCUGCAAUGAAAGCCUCUCACCACCUCAGCCACUGUCCCAUUGGGGGGCCUUGGGCUCCAGACAUGCGGUGAUAUCAGAGCAAGGGCUGCCGCAUCACUCUGUACCUCAGCAGCUAUGAAUGCCCACCCCAAGGAGAUGGUGCCCCUCAUGGGCAGGAAAGCCAAUGUGUCCUGUGGGAAUCCUGCUGUCCUGACAGAAAAAAGGCCAGCGGAGGUCACACCCACCAAGAAGAGUGCUCACUUCUUCCUGGAGAUAGAAGGCUUCGAGCCCAAUCCCACCGUCACCAAGACAUCCCCGCCUGUCUUCUCAAAACCGAUGGACUCCAACAUCCGGCAGUGCCUCUCUGGCAACUGUGAUGACAUGGAUUCCCCUCAGUCUCCUCAGGAUGAUGUGACUGAGACCCCAUCCAACCCCAACAGUCCAAGUGCAAACCAGGCCAAGGAAGAGAAGAGGCGGAAGAAGAAGAGUCUGAAGAAGCGCAUCUUCUCUGCAGUCUCUGAGGGCUUUGUGGAGGAGCUGGUGGAGCUGCUGGUGGAGCUGCAGGAGCUUUGCAGACGGCGUCGCGGCCUGGAUGUGUCUGACUUCCUCAUGCACAAGCUGACGGCUUCAGACACGGGAAAGACCUGCCUGAUGAAGGCCUUGCUAAACAUCAACCCCAACACAAAGGAGAUCGUGCACAUCCUGCUCACUUUCGCAGAUGAGAACGACAUUCUGGACCAGUUUGUCAAUGCUGAGUAUACCGAGGAGGCCUACGAAGGGCAGACGGCUCUCAACAUCGCCAUCGAGCGGCGCCAGAGAGACAUCGCGGCUGUGCUCAUCGCCGCCGGGGCCGACGUCAAUGCCCACGCCAAGGGAGUCUUCUUCAACCCCAAGUACCAGCACGAAGGCUUCUACUUUGGUGAGACACCCCUGGCCCUGGCAGCGUGCACCAACCAACCUGAGAUUGUGCAGCUGCUGAUGGAGAAUGAGCAGACAGACAUCACUUCGCAGGACUCCCGGGGAAACAACAUCCUUCAUGCGCUGGUGACAGUGGCUGAGGACUUCAAGACCCAGAAUGACUUUGUGAAGCGCAUGUAUGACAUGAUCCUGCUCAAGAGUGGCAACUGGGAGCUGGAGACCAUGCACAACAACGAUGGCCUCACACCCCUGCAGCUGGCUGCCAAGAUGGGCAAAGCUGAGAUCCUGAAGUACAUCCUCAGUCGGGAGAUCAAGGAGAAGCCGCUCCGGAGUCUAUCUCGGAAGUUCACGGACUGGGCCUACGGGCCUGUGUCGUCCUCACUCUAUGACCUCACCAAUGUGGAUACUACCACAGACAACUCUGUGCUGGAAAUUAUCGUCUACAACACAAACAUUGAUAACCGGCAUGAGAUGCUGACCCUGGAGCCCCUGCACACGCUGCUGCGUAUGAAGUGGAAGAAGUUUGCCAAAUACAUGUUCUUCUUGUCCUUUUUUUUCUAUUUCUUCUACAACAUCACCUUGACUCUCGUCUCUUACUAUCGUCCCCGGGAGAAGGAGGACCUUCCACACCCGUUGGCCCUGUCACACAAGAUGGGGUGGCUGCAGCUCUUAGGGAGGAUGUUUGUUCUCAUCUGGGCAACAUGCAUCUCUGUGAAAGAGGGCAUUGCAAUCUUCCUGCUGAGACCUUCAGAUCUGCAGUCCAUCCUGUCAGAUGCCUGGUUUCACUUUGUCUUUUUUAUCCAAGCUGUGCUUGUGAUACUGUCUGUCUUCUUGUACUUGUUUGCCUACAAAGAGUACCUCGCCUUCCUUGUGCUGGCCAUGGCCCUGGGCUGGGCGAACAUGCUCUACUACACACGCGGCUUCCAGUCCAUGGGCAUGUACAGUGUCAUGAUCCAGAAGGUCAUUCUGCAUGAUGUCCUGAAGUUCUUGUUUGUAUAUAUCGUGUUCUUACUGGGAUUUGGCGUAGCCCUUGCCUCGCUGAUCGAGAAGUGUUCUGAUGGUAACAAGGACUGCAGCUCCUAUGGCAGCUUCAGUGAUGCCGUGCUGGAGCUCUUUAAGCUCACCAUAGGCCUGGGUGACCUGAAAAUUCAGCAGAACUCCACCUACCCCAUCCUGUUCCUAUUCCUGCUCAUCACCUAUGUCAUCCUCACCUUUGUCCUCCUCCUCAACAUGCUCAUUGCACUGAUGGGGGAGACCGUGGAGAAUGUCUCCAAGGAGAGUGAGCGCAUCUGGCGGCUGCAGAGAGCCAGGACAAUCUUGGAGUUUGAGAAAAUGUUACCAGAAUGGCUGAGGAGCAGAUUCCGGAUGGGAGAACUGUGCAAAGUGGCAGAAGAUGACUUCCGUUUGUGUCUGCGGAUCAACGAGGUGAAGUGGACCGAAUGGAAAACACACGUCUCCUUCCUCAAUGAAGAUCCGGGGCCCAUCAGACGGACAGUGGAUUUCAACAAAAUCCAAGAUUCUUCCAGGAGCAACAGCAAAACGACUCUCAAUGCAUUUGAGGAAAUAGAUGAAUUUCCAGAAACGUCAGUGUAGGAGCAGAAGCGAGAACAGAUGCGAUAGUGAGCUGUCUGAUGCUGCAGGCAGAGUCCUGCCUGAACUCUGCUGAGGGUCUGUGCAGAGUGGCGAUCCGGAAGCUGGCCAUACCCUCCUGUUGAGCGGACAGCUGUGCCCAGAGGCGGCUCUCAGUGCAGGGUUGGGAGACACUUGAGUUCUGUUACUCAGCAGAAUUAGUGUGAACCCAUGGGCAGCAGUCCUGAGCACAGGGGUAUCCUAAGGUCAGAGUUGACAUCCGUGGUUUGAACAGUUGCAGACUGGCUUCACUGGGAGAGAUGGGCACUGGAGAAGGGGCCUCUGGAGGGAGAAGGCAGUCUUUUAUCUCAGCAGCGUGCCCUUGUCAGCUCAACCCCAGCUGACAGAAUGCCCUGUUGUGCUGGGCCUCUUGGGCUUGUGAGAGAAUUUUGGUCCCAUCCCAGGAUGUUCAGAGGACUGUAAGCCAAGCUGGACAUCCUUGGGGAGGAGGGGGUAUGUGUUAGGGGAAAGCCCUUCCAGAAGUUUUAGGAAACAGAAAACCACCCUUGGAAUGAAACCCAAGGCUCAAACUGUCUCAAACUGAGAGAUGUUUUUAGUAGCGUAAUUUACACAGGUUUUUAACUUUUAAUAGAAAAUACAUUUCAGUUUUUAAUGCAAAUUACUUCAGAUGAAGUAGGUGAUAUUAAAGCUGAGAAAUAGAUCUUGGGCUUUGGGCUGGAUGUAAGUAUUAUAUACUUAGCUUUAGGAUGGCCAGAGCAAGGGCAAACAGCUUUAUUCAUGUCCACAUGAGCGUACAGGAGCCAGGCUGCCAUCUGGGUGAAAGGGCUUGGCCCCUUUCCCUUCGUGUCUUGCUGUAGUGUGGGCCUUUGAGCUGUGACCAUGGCUUCCUCUGAAAGAGAAAUAGCAGCUCUGUCUACGUGGUCUUAAUCUCAGAGGUCUUAAUCUCAGACGCAUUCAUGCGUCUCACUGUGGGAUUUAACACAAUAUCUGACAUGCUCUGGUACCAAGUAUUUUGUUAACUGUGAAUUUUGAAGCUGUGGGGGAAGGCUUAUGAGACAAACUUGUGCCAAGACUUAGAGUUUAUUUUUAGAUCCUCAUCCUGAGAUUUUCUGCCUGGUGAAAUUCCAGAGUUAGUCUGGGGGCAGAAGUGAGGAGACAAUUGAGGAAAUUUGGUAGAGCACAAACAAACAAACAAACAAACAAAAAUCUACUGUCCUCUAGUAUCCUAGUGAAAGAAUUCACGUGGGAAAUUUUGAGGUAUAAUUAUUGGGAUAGUCACUGUGAAUUUUAAGUGGUACAAAGAUAAAAUGGGGCCUUCAGAUCACUUGGCAAUUUGUGAGUUAACCUGACUUGAGGCAAACCUGAGCCCAGGCCAAGCACUCAGUGCACCCUGGGCCCUUUCCCCACUCCAGGAUGCUCUGUCAGCUUAGCUAGAGGAGUAGGACUUGGCCAGCAUUUCUCUGAUGGGCCAGGGUGAGGGAGGAUGGGGAGAUGGGGCCGUCCCAGCCUUGUUUGCAGCAGCCCUUGUGUGUUCAGCUUCUCAGGGAGUCAUUAGUCUUCUCCGUGUAUGGUCAGACCUGGUUCAGAUGUGAGCAGGGAAGAUGGGAGGGAGAUAUCAUGGGAGCAAAAGGGUCAGAUGUGUUCUAGAUGGGCAGGACUAGUGAAAAAACCAGAGAAAUAUUUUUUUUUAAAUCUUUUUAUCGGUACCGGGGAUCGAACUCAUGACCGUCUGCUUGCAAGGCAGCUGCUUAUGCCACUGAGCUAAAUCCCCAGCCCCUAGAGAAAUAUUUUGAUUCCAUUAAGUUUUCAGCUACUCUAGAUACUGGAGAUAUUUCAACAGAAGAUGGUUAAACACUUAUGUGAGAUUUUAUUGAAGAAAAUAUCUGGAUGAAUUUUAAGAGCCUCUUUGGCCUAUGGUUUGUUCAAAUAGCAUUCCUCAGCUAGUGUUACCUCCUUACAUUUAUCCUGAACAGAAGUCCUGGGUUGAAGGGCAGCCAUUUGGGCUGUGGAGCUGGGAAUUCCAGAAUUGCUUUGACUGAAAUAUUAACAGAAAAGGCCAUAGGAUCAUCCAUUUUCUAUUUGGAUAAAAGCUGGGAGGUUAGGCAAAUUGAAAUUAAUAACUGGAUCUUUGUCUUCUGACAUAUCUUGGAGUGCUGCCAUUUAUCUGUGGUCUGGAUGGAAUUUGCUGGCAAGAUCUUUUUCUACACUGGAUGUUUUUCUCAACAGUGGCCUUCCCCAAAGGCUGGAAAGUCUGCCCCUACAUAGAUUUACCAAGACAGAGAGAAGCAGUGAAUCAAAAAAUCAUCCUAGUAAAAAGGACUAAUUUCUUCAUUUUAUACUUGGAGACUAAAACUCUGAAAGGAACACGGACUUAUUCAAAGACAUGGAGGAGGUCGUGUAAAAGUAGUUGAAUGUUUUGAUUCCUGGAUCACAGACAUCUACCCCUGCACUAUUUUUAGCAUAGUUAAUUCUGUAAAUUUGAGUUUAUUUUUGUGUUUGGCCCAUAGCAGGGAUUGACUUUUUGCUCAGAUGAUUUAUUUGGCAGUCAGAAUUCUCCCUAUGAUUCUUAUGACUGGUCUAAAAUCCAAGUGUACAUAGAGUUGUGCACAAAAAUAUACAUGUGUGCACCCCACUGAACCUCUGAAUCUAUCAGGAUGUAUUAAAAUCCCACAAUUUACAUUUAAGUAACAUAAGGGGGAGAUUAUUUUAGGCACGGGAUCUCCCAUGCACAGACAGUGGUCUUGUUGGCAAAUCUUGUUUUACCUCAACUUUUCCUCGGGAAGAAUUCAUUAUUGUAGGCAUCAUGUCACUUGACUGUUUGGAAUAAAAAAUGUGCCAAUCUUCUCUCCUGUGAUGUGGAAGAAGAUGUGCAAGGCUGUACUGUGAAGUUGUUAAGCUCUUAGAAGGCACCCCAGAGAGUACAGUAUUACUGACGUCCCUGUCCUUCCUCAAGGCCCGGUGGGACUGUGUCCUUUUGCUCUGGGCCGGGCCCAGGCAGAUGGGUGGUCAUCUGGGCCUGUACGCCAUACUUGACUACAUGGAUUUACAUAUUUUAACUGUGAUCUUGGUUCCAAGUACAGAACUGGCACUCUGUUCUUGUUGAAUGUUCCUGAUUUUUAAAAAUUCUCUUAUAGAGGCAUUCCAAAUGUUUGUAUGUGAAACUCUAUGUUCAGGAAAGAAAUCAUAAGAAGAGUAAGACUUAUUUUAGCACCAUCAUUUUUAUUUCUAAUAAAUAUUUAUUUUGCCUUGU
Cavia porcellus (domestic guinea pig) is the source of this 5890-nucleotide messenger RNA. RefSeq names its product transient receptor potential cation channel subfamily V member 3 (gene Trpv3). Gene Ontology annotation, biological process: calcium ion import across plasma membrane; osmosensory signaling pathway; actin filament organization. NCBI's taxonomy places the organism in Eukaryota, Metazoa, Chordata, Mammalia, Rodentia, Caviidae. Gene Ontology annotation, molecular function: protein binding; calcium channel activity. The record is from RefSeq and is a predicted model, not a curated record. The transcript is spliced from 18 exons. Bases 268 to 2643 code for a protein of 791 amino acids. Gene Ontology annotation, cellular component: plasma membrane; cilium.